This is a messenger RNA of Adineta steineri, 966 nucleotides long. Lineage: Eukaryota; Metazoa; Rotifera; Eurotatoria; Adinetida; Adinetidae. The record is from the annotation of a GenBank genome assembly.
AUGUAUCAAUUUCCUCAUUAUUCUGAUGCACUCAAACAAUUUCCAUCCGCUGCACUUUCAGCUUAUUUUGCUGGAACUUCAAAUGUUGGAAAUAAUAUGCUUCCUAAUUCUGCACAUCAUUCUUUAGCAGCAGCAGCCGCUGCUGCUGCUGCUGUUGUAUCACAUACAAAUCCAUUUUCUAUUGAUAAUAUACUUGCACCACGUCCACGUUUACCUGUACCAUUAUCAUCUUAUUAUGGAUCAACAGCAAAUAAUACAGCACAAAAUGCAGCUGAUUUCUAUUCUUAUCCAGCAUUACAAAAUUUUUUUGCUGCGGCUUCAAUGGCUCAAAGUCAUAAACGAAAACGAAGACAUCGAACUAUUUUUACUGAAGAACAACUUGAACAAUUAGAAGAAGCUUUUGGUCGUACACAUUAUCCAGAUGUUAUGAUGCGAGAAGAUUUAGCUAUGAAAAUCGAUCUUAAAGAAGAACGUGUUGAAGUUUGGUUUAAAAAUCGUCGUGCUAAAUAUCGUAAACAAAAACGUGAAGCAACAGAAAGAUGUCGUCGAGACGCUCAUGAAAAAUCACAACGUACAGAUGGUGAAAGUACUGCAACAGGUUCAUCAACACCAAGUGCUAAUUCUAGUUCAUCAUUGAGUAGUGUUGGUCAAGAAGCACCAACGACUGUUGAUCAUUCACAUCAUUUAACGAUAUGUCCAACAAUACCAAGUCAUAAUUGUGAUAGUUCAGGAUCAGAUUCAUCAUUAGAUAUUCAAACACCACAUUCACCAAAUUAUAGUCAACAACCAUUAGCUUUAACAACAAAUGGAAAAUUAAAUAAUACAAAUAAAUCAACAUCAAUGAAUAAUAACAAUUUUCGUAAAGAGACUUUUCCAAUAAAUCAUAUGAGACAACAUAUGACUUCAUCAUCAUCAUCAACAACAACAACGACAAACAAUAAUUCUACACCAUAUGUUAAACUGUAG